Messenger RNA from Salmo salar (Atlantic salmon), 4625 nucleotides. NCBI's taxonomy places the organism in Eukaryota, Metazoa, Chordata, Actinopteri, Salmoniformes, Salmonidae. The record is from RefSeq and is a predicted model, not a curated record.
CUUUCGAGGCGAAAUUCGAAGCGAUGGAUAAGUGCGUGUGUACAUGCCCUUAAAGGCUGCAAGUAGGAGGCAAGGAAAGGCGCAGGUAAUGUUCAACAUCGAUGGAGCUCAUGUAAUUUGGUCAACAAGCAUUAAGGGUUUCAGUAAGUGUUGAACUGUUUGACGUUUACCGGCUGCACGGAGUCGAUGUGUGUUGAUGUGCCAUGGCUCCGCGAUGGUUUCACCUCUGUGCGCUUGUGUUCUGUCCUCCUCACGGUAUUCGGAUGGGAAAUCUCUGCAGAAAAGUGGCACACUGGCCUCGAAAUUAAUUCCAGAAUUCUCCAACAUCGGUAAAGUAUUACAAAGAUAUGGAUAAACACUGCAGAGUGAAGGAUGAAGCCACGUCAAAGGCAACAAAGCGCAAGGAAAACAAACAGAAACAUGGACGGCUUUUUCGAAAGAAAUCAUUGAAGUCGGUGGGGAGUUUUGUAAAUAAAAUUAUCAAAACUUUUGGCACUUUUACCCACUUUGGAGACGUUGCAGUUCAGGGCGCAGAGGAUGACGAUGGAGGGUUUCGUGACGGGACACCUUGCACACUCAGUGCCAACUCAGGAAAUAUCAAAGAGGAUGUCCAGGUCGCCGGGGAUGAUUCUGUUAAAAAUAUUUCGAUAGCUUCUUCCCGUUGCUCGGUGAAAGAAAGGGUUUUAUGGUGCUAUGGUGGCAACAUUCCAGGUGUUCUAGGCUUGAAAAAUCACGGGAACACCUGUUUCAUGAACGCCGUGGUCCAGUGCUUGAGCAACACUGACCUGCUCGCAGAGUAUCUCGGGUUGGAACGGUACAAAUUGGAUUUGAGUCGAAGGAGAAUUAAUGGGAUUGUUAAAAGUGAAGAUACGCAGCAUGCCAGAGGUGAAGUCACGGAGCAGUUGGCAUCACUUGUUAGGGCACUCUGGACUCUGGAAUACAUCCCGCAACUGUCAGUGGAAUUCAAGAGUAUAGUAUCCAAGUAUGGAUCCCAAUUCCGAGGAAACUCCCAACAUGACGCCCUGGAGUUUCUGCUUUGGCUUCUGGACCGAGUUCACGAGGAUGUCAACUUGUCCUCCUGCAGCAACAGCAAUAACAAGACCAAAGCCCCAGGGAAGGGCCCUGGUAUAUCAGAGGAGGCGAUGGUCACUGAGCUUUCCCACUCGCAGCAGCCCGGGGCAUGCCACAGCUUUGUACAGGAACACUUCCAGGCACAAUACAAGUCAUCGCUGACCUGCCCUCAUUGUCAUAAACAGAGCAACACCUUUGACCCUUUCCUCUGCAUUUCACUUCCCAUCCCUCUCCGCCACACCAGGCCUUUGUGUGUAACUCUGGUCUUCAGUACGAAGGGCCAGAGAUACUUGCGCAUCGGGCUGGCUGUGCCUCUCUUUGGCUCACUGGCCUUUCUGAGAAGGAUGUUGGCGGAUGAGGGGAAGAUCUCCCCAGACCAGGUGAUCCUGACAGAGAUCUACACCACAGGCUUUCAGCGCUCCUUCUUUGAUGAGGAGGAUCUGACGUGCAUAGCCGAGACUGACAUCAUCUAUGCCUUCCAGGCCCCGCCCCUAUACAUCAGAGGAGGCUCUACACUAUUCUCAGGGUACCACCACAGCCUGCCGUCCUCGCCGUACUCCUCCGGGCCCGAAGGUCAAAGGUUACCUCCAUCCGGAACUUUGUCAUCAGAGUUCCUGAACCAUGGUGUGCCGGUGAAGAUCCUGUUGCUGGUGUGCAACGCCGCCUGGAAUGCCCAGCAGGCUGUCAGGUUUGGACCUCCGUUCCUGAUGAGGGAGGACCGCUCCAUCUCCUGGGACCAGUUGCAGCAGAGCAUCCUCAGCAAGCUCUACUACCUGAUGAUCAACGGAGCACAGGCCCAGAAUGCCAGAGUGCUGUUUAAGAUCCGUGUGGUGGGAGGAUCAGCGUCCUACAGCUACCUCUCCCCCCAGGAUGGACGGCCGCUCUACCACCCAGCAGUGAACAGAGCUCUUAAUCUCUGUGGCUCAGGAGGACCGCCCCAUGUGAAGCUCAUCAUCGAGUGGGAACACAGAAUCAAAGACUGCCUGUUUGGGAACAUCCAGGAGGAGGUGGUGAAGGAUGCUGAGAGUGUGAGAGGCCAGCAUCAGCAGCACGUCCAGCAGCACAGUUGUACCCUGGACGAGUGCUUUCAGCUCUACACUAAAGAGGAACAGCUGGCCCCAGACGAUGCAUGGAAAUGUCCCUACUGUAAGCAGCUGCAGCAGGGCAUGGUGAAGAUGAGCCUGUGGACGCUGCCUGACAUCCUCAUCCUCCACCUCAAGCGCUUCCGGCAGGUGGGCGAGCGCCGCAACAAGCUGGCCACGCUGGUGCGCUUCCCCCUGGACGGCCUAGACAUGGCUCCCCAUGUGGUGAAGAGGAGUCAGAGCACCCGGCUGCCCCCCCACGGUCCUCUGCCCCCCACGUACCCAGCCUGGAAACCGCCCUGCCCACCUGACGUGGCCCCUCCAGACUUCCUAUAUGACCUCUAUGCUGUGUGUAACCACCACGGAGGCAUGCACGGGGGACAUUACACAGCGUUCUGCAGGAACUCAUUGGAUGCCCAGUGGUAUGGGUAUGAUGACAGCAGUGCAGAGCCAGUCACAGAGGGGGAGGUGUGCACACGGGGAGCCUACAUCCUCUUCUACCAAAGACGCAACACCAUCCCUCCAUGGUCAGCCAGCUCCUCUCUCAGAGGCUCCACCAGCUCCUCCACGUCAGACCACUGGCUGAUCCGUCUGAUGCGGGACUGUAAGAGGGACAGCCUGUUCUCUGGGGGGUCCACCUCUGGCCCUCCUGGCCCCACACCAACCCCCGAAUCCCCAGAGCUCCCUGUGUUCGAGGACGAGCCUCUCAAAACAGAGACAGAUGGGUUUGAGAAUAAGCCAUUUGUCCGAGGCACUCAGGGCAGGAGCGUGAGUAUGAGGUCACCCACUAAGACCAAGGACACCCUGAGCAAAGUGCUGCCCCUGCGCUGGUCCUUUGGUUCCAAGGACCGCCCCAAACCCUCCUCCCCCAGGCGAGGGGAGCUGGUGGAGUACCUGGAGUCAGGGCGCAGGCCGCGGUGCACCAAGGACCCCAUCAUCACCCUAGUGGCCACCCCGCCCCAGGGCGGGCACAGGGACCUGGGCAGCUCCCCCAGUGGGAGCAGCCUGAGCUGCAUGGACAGGUCCAACUCUGAGGCCUGCGACUCCCCAAGAGUACCAGAGGGCCAGAGCAGGCCUGCCGUAGAGAGGAGCUCCAGCCUGGGGCUCAGUAUUAUCACUAAAGCCAGGGAUGACAGCUCACUGGGCCGGAGGUCCUCCAAGAGGUUCAGGCAGGACCAAGGCAGGACCCUGGACCCUCACCCCCAUAGAUGCUCCACUGAUGGGGUCCACAUCAGCCACAGUGCCCCCCCAAGUAGGGACUCCACACUGAAGAGGCCCAAGGCCCAAGCAGGGCUGACCUCCAGGGUAGGGGUGCUGCAGGCUGGUCUACAGCCUGAGGAGAGGAAGGGGAUGAGGGGUCAGGAAGUAAGGAGCCACGACAGCCUCUUGUCCUUUUUCAAAUCAGGCUUCCUGAAGAAAGACGCUCAGAGUACACCUAGCAAGGGGGAGGAGGUCCGGGCCAAUGGCCACGGACGAGCCAGCAAGGUGGCAAACGAUAGUUCGUCUAAACUCUCCCUCUCCAAUGGGACCCUGAACGGCGUAGCGCUGGAGGAAAAGAGGGCCAACGGCACCCCUAGAAGUGACUGCCGUCACAGCAAAGGGCAGCUUGUCAACGGGAGGACAGGGAGUAACAGCUCUGCUGCGGACAUCAAGCGUGCCCACAGCUCCAGUAACAUCCAGACCAAAUUGGACUUGACCCUGCGCAGGUGUGCCUCUCUGCAGAGGAAUGGGCAGGUAGCUCCCCCGGCCCCCCGCAGCAGCCUGGCCACAGACAAGCCCAGCUAUGCCACCCUGCAGCGGGCACGCUACAGCACCACCUCCCUGGGCAGGCAGCAGAGACCCGUCCCCGAGUCCUGCUUCUGACUCCCUCCGCACCGCUAGGCUAACUGGCUGCUGCCACAGCAGUAGAGUUAUCUGGCGUGUGUGUCUCUUUAUUUAGAGUUUGUGCCAAUGCUACUGCCAGGGUUAGCAUGUUAGUGUGAGCUGCUAGAGCAGAGGAAUAAUCACGGUGUUACUAUAAGACAGGUUGUUAGGGGAGGCUUUGCCAACAGCUGAGAUCAGUAAUGGAGUGCGUAACAGUUAACUGUCUGUCAUAGUCUUCUGUUUAAUGUAAGUGCCUCUGUGACAGUUCAGAAUGAUUGUUUGUUGAACACUGGAACCACGCUAUUGAUUGACACACAUCACAUCCAGACGGUCACCAGGUCUCUGUAGUAUAGCCAGCAGAGCUGUUGUUUCUGAAGGGCAUCAUGUACCCUCUGUUAACACUGAUGUUUAUUGACGUAUUGUCUUUGUGUGUAAGUGAAUCUAUGCAGACUGUGUACAAUGGAGAGGUAUAACUGCUGUAUUGUGAUCAUAUUUAUUCCACAGACAUGUCAAGCAUCUUUCUUGGUUUUAUGCUGUCCUUGAUUUUCUAUUGAUGUAACCAUGGAGGAAUAGCCUGCACAAAAGGAUUCAAUUAAAUGAUUGUCUGUC